CCACUCUUUAACUUCAUUACCCAUCACUGCAAAUAUCUCCCACAAAAAAAAAAAAAAAAUUGUUUUGCAGAAUGGAUCUCUUCCUCAUCUUGGCUGCGGCCAUAGCCGUGGCCGCCUUCUUCCUUCUCCGCGGCUCGAAGAAAUCCGUCCGGCUCCCUCCGGGUCCGAAGGGGCUUCCGAUCAUCGGAAACCUUCACCAGAUGGAGAAAUUCAAUCCGCAACACUUUCUUUUCCGUCUCUCGAAGCUUUACGGACCGAUCUUCUCCAUGAAGAUCGGCUCGAGACGCCUCGUGGUGAUCUCCUCCGCGGAAUUAUCUAAAGAUCUUCUCAAGACGCAAGACCUCAACUUCACGGCUCGUCCUCUGCUCAAAGGCCAGCAGACGAUGUCGUACCGCGGCCGUGAGCUGGGUUUCGGACAGUACACACCUUAUUACCGCGAGAUGAGGAAGAUGUGCAUGGUCAACCUCUUUAGCCCUAACCGGGUCGCGAGCUUUCGACCCGUCAGAGAGGAAGAGUGUCAGCGUAUGAUGGAUAAGAUCUACAAAGCCUCGGACAGUUCCGGCACCGUGGAUCUCAGCGAACUUCUCAUGUCGUUCACCAACUGCGUCGUGUGCAGACAAGCGUUCGGGAAAAGGUACAACGAGUACGGUAACGAGAUGAAGAGGUUCAUCAACAUCUUGUACGAGACUCAAGCUCUUCUGGGUACGUUUUUCUUCUCCGACCUCUUUCCGUACCUCGGAUUUCUCGAUGACGUCACCGGUCUCAACGCUCGGCUCAAGAGAGCUUUCAAGGAGCUCGACACUUACUUGCAAGAGCUUCUCGAUGAGACGCUCGACCCGAACCGGCCGAAACCCGAGAGGGAAAGCUUUAUCGAUCUUCUGAUGGAAAUCUACAGAGAUCAACCUUUCUCCGUUAAGUUCACUUACGAGAACGUCAAAGCCAUGAUUUUGGACAUAGUUGUUCCGGGAACCGACACAGCUGCUGCGGUCGUGGUUUGGGCAAUGACGUACCUCAUAAAGUACCCUGAAGCCAUGAAGAAAGCUCAAGCCGAGGUCAGAAACUUGAUUGGAGACAGAGGAUACGUAACCGAAGAAGACAUUGCCAAUCUUCCGUACUUAAAAGCCGUAGUGAAAGAGUCUCUCCGCCUCGAGCCCGUGAUCCCGAUCCUUCUCCCCCGUGAAACCAUCGCAGACACGAAGCUCGGUGGCUACGACAUACCCGCGAAGACGAUCGUGCAGGUGAACGCGUGGGCCGUGUCCCGCGACCAAGCCGCGUGGGGAGAGAAUCCGAACGAGUUCGUGCCAGAGAGGUUCAUGGGCGACCACAAGGGCGUGGACUUCAAGGGGCAAGACUUUGAGCUCUUGCCCUUCGGCUCGGGUCGCAGGAUGUGUCCGGCGAUGCACUUGGGCGUCGCCAUGCUCGAGAUCCCCUUCGCCAACCUUCUCUACCGUUUCGACUGGAGCUUGCCCAAAGGAAUGAAGCCUGAGGACAUCAAGAUGGACGUCAUGACUGGCCUCGCAAUGCACAAGAAAGACCACCUCGUUGUUGCCCCGACAAAGCGCUUCUGAAGCGUUCGUGUGUGGGCUCAUGGCCGCNGGGAAAGAGGAGGCGCGUGCUUCCACGCGCCGCCGUGUAGAGGUUUGGAUGGGUUUUGUUUUUUUGGUAGGCAAAGAUGGGUUGUAUAACAAAACGGUGCGGGGGGAAAUGUGUUGUUUCCACUUGGCCACUCUGUGUUUCUGGCCAUGUCUUAUAAUCUUCAUUUUAAUAAUAAGGUACGAAAUCUGGUGUACGUGUGCGUAUCUCGCAAUUUUGGAGCAACAUCUGUCGGGUGUUUUCCUUUU
Tarenaya hassleriana is the source of this 1841-nucleotide messenger RNA. RefSeq names its product cytochrome P450 83B1. Gene Ontology annotation, molecular function: monooxygenase activity; heme binding; oxidoreductase activity, acting on paired donors, with incorporation or reduction of molecular oxygen. The coding region runs from base 72 to 1568 and encodes 498 amino acids. The transcript has 3 exons. NCBI's taxonomy places the organism in Eukaryota, Viridiplantae, Streptophyta, Magnoliopsida, Brassicales, Cleomaceae. The record is from RefSeq and is a predicted model, not a curated record.